This is a messenger RNA of Candoia aspera, 2174 nucleotides long. RefSeq names its product mitochondrial calcium uniporter regulator 1 (gene MCUR1). The transcript is spliced from 9 exons. Gene Ontology annotation, cellular component: mitochondrial inner membrane; mitochondrion. The record is from RefSeq and is a predicted model, not a curated record. Gene Ontology annotation, biological process: positive regulation of mitochondrial calcium ion concentration; calcium import into the mitochondrion. The coding region runs from base 136 to 1122 and encodes 328 amino acids. NCBI's taxonomy places the organism in Eukaryota, Metazoa, Chordata, Lepidosauria, Squamata, Candoiidae.
UGCACUGAAGCGGGACGCGUAUAUGCCGGAAUUUAGCAAACUGCUAGAUUGGGCACCCUCCCGGAGCAGUUGGUCGACCUCCGGAGCGAAGAAACAAAGCAACAACACUUUCGGGUCGCGAAAAGCAAAGCAGGGAUGGUCAGAGGUUUGGCCGCUGCCGCCAUUGUGGUGAACGGGCAAAAAAGCUUUUUCCUUGUUCAGGGAGAACCCGGCAUCCUCCUUCGCGUAGGUGCUUCUCCUUUCGGAGUCGCGCGCUCUCCCUUCCCUGGCCGUUGCCUAGGAGAUCGGAAGCGGGCGAGCGGCCUCGCGAGGAGGGCUGUUGGAGCGCGCGUGCGGCUGGCGGGACUCAAUCCAGACGGACACCAGUGCUCGGCGGUGCGCGCCUCCUCGUCGCGUGUCUUGAGCGUCCCUUCGCCUGGGGCAGGAACCCGCUUCCUCAGUCUGAACGGGAGUCGCUGCCGAGCGGUGGAAGGACGAGCUCUGCAAUUUGAAAACAGCAAAAGUAGUUGUUCACCAUUGGGAAGUAGAACACUUUAUUUUGAUACCCAUGCCUUUGUGUGCCUCUUGGAAGAAAAUGGAUUCAGUACUGAGCAAUCUGAGAUCAUUGUAUCUGCUUUAAUGAACAUCAUGAAAAGCAAUAUGGAUAUGAUACACAAAGACAUGGUCACAAAAAUGCAACAGGAAAUUGCUGUUCAGCAGAUAAUGUCUCAUAUUGGUGUUGUGAGAAAAGAUAUGAUUAUUUUGGAAAAGAGUGAAUUUUCAGCACUCAGAGCAGAAAAUGAGAAAAUAAAACUUGAACUUCAGCAGCUAAAAAAGCAAGUAAUGGAUGAAACUUCCAAAGUGCGAACAGAUAGCAAGCUAGAUUUCAAUCUAGAAAAGAGCAGAGUAAAAGAAUUGUAUUCACUUAAUGAGAGAAAACUAUUGAAAAUGAGAACAGAAAUAGUGGAAUUGCAUGCACAGCAAGAUCGAGCUUUAACACAAAGUUAUAGGAAAAUAGAUACUGAAGUUGCAGGUCUGAAAACAAUGCUUGAAUCACACAAACUUGACAACAUUAAAUAUUUAGCUGGUUCCAUAUUUACAUGCCUUACUGUAGCACUUGGAUUUUACCGUUUAUGGAUAUAACAAAACAUUAUUUUAAAGGGACUUGUAUUAACUUGCCUUAGGAAAAAAGAUACGUUACUUCCAUUUGAAAUAAUGUAAUUUUUCAAAGCCACUACCAUUUUAUUUAUUUGUCGCACUGAAGAAUGUAAUCAAAGAAUUACAUGUGGGUGCCUGAAAACUAGAACGGGUAUCAAAAUAUUGAAAGAAACCUUGCCUGUGUUAUGGGCAUCCAUAUUUUGCACAGAAUAGGUCCAUUCAAAACUGAAUGUUUGUAUGUCUCCAGGAGAAAGGCAGUUUUUAGAAUACUUACUAUAUACAUCAAAUGCAAGUUUUAAGUUAGAACAUUAGUGCUGUUAUUAGAGCAAACAUUAGUGCUAAGUGAGAGGGGAUAAAAUAAUCCAAUUACCUUUAUCAUGUUCCUUCAAAGCUAGAAAUUCUUGAAUUGUCAUAACUUCCUUCUUUUGUAUUGAUUAACAGGAUUCUAAAGAUUUGUUGUUGCUGUAUUUAAUGGAUGUUUCCAUUGUCGUCUGUUGUUAAUAAAUCUCCAUCCAACUAAAGAUGUUUUAUAAGCAGAUGUCGUGAAAAGAUUAUGUUGAUAACUAAAUGUCAAAGGAACAGUAGAAGAAAUCUUAGCUGUUUUCUUAAUAUAAAAAUAAUGGAAACAAAAGCUUUGCAAAAAGUUUUAUUUUCAAAGCUUUGCUUCCAUUAUUUUUAUAUUGAGGAAUCAGCUAGAGAAACAAGGCAAUUUUUCUUAAUAAAAUAAUAAAAGGCUACCAAACAUGAUCCUAAACCUAAUUCAAAAAAAGAUUAACCGGGUUUAUUCUCAGCCAGUGAUUACAAGGUUGCAGCCUAAAUUUGAGAUUUUUCAGUAUUUCCAGUUUAACAGUAUAUGUAAAUCAGUGACCAAAUUUAUCUGCAGUUGAGCACUAUAAGAAGUUUUUUAAAGAGAAAACUUUCAUAAGUAGGAAGUAGCAUUGGUAGUUGCAGCUAGAAGAUACCAAAUACCACAAAUACUUACCUGCAAAUAAAUUCUCAUGAAAUCAGAAGAAUAGACAUUAUAUAAUUCUCAGACU